Molecule: messenger RNA, 1156 nt
Organism: Symbiodinium necroappetens
Lineage: Eukaryota; Dinophyceae; Suessiales; Symbiodiniaceae
Source: the annotation of a GenBank genome assembly
GUAUUAUGUCUACGCGAUCAUUCCCCUCAUCGUGGUGUGGAUAGUCCGGCAGGAAACGAUGAAUUCAAUGCGUAUGUUCUGCAAGUCACGGUUUUUGUGGCUGAAGCAACUGAAGAUCCCGCAAGCCGCAACAGUACUUGUCGAAGGCAUCCCUGAGGAAUAUCAGUCGGAUGCGAAAGUCCAGGAGUACUUCAGCCGAAUGUUCAGCGCGAAGGACGUGAAGGCUGUGAAUGUCGCCAAAAACAUGCCUGAGCUGGAGACCGUCUAUUCAGAGCUUCAGACAGCUGUACAGUCCUUGGCCAAGGUGGAGCAGGAGUGGGAAAAUGCCGGCAAGCCGGAAGACGCACGACCACAGAUCAAGCACAUGAUGGGAAGCCUCACGGGAAGCUCCGAAGAUGCAAUGGACUACUGGAAAGCAACCAUCGAGACGAAAUCGAAGGAAGUGAAGCAGUACCGCGAAAGUGUGGCCAAGGAUGCCGCCAGCGGGAUCGGCGGAGUGAAUGGCCACUCUGGCUUCGUGACUUUCGCAGACUGCCGGAAUGCCCGAGUGGCUGCCAGCACCAAGUUUUCCGCGGAUCGGACUACUUGGCUUGUCUCCCAAGCACCGGCACCCAAGGACAUCAUUUGGUCGGAUCUGAAGGUGAACGUGGAGCUCCGGACUGCCAAGCGAAUUAUCGGAUAUGGUCUUGUGUUUGGCUUGUAUGUGGCUUUCACGCCAUUCUGCUUGUUUGUAACAAACUUGGCGACAACUAUCAACCUCGGACCUUUCCAGUCCCUCUGGGCUGCCUACGCCCCGACGUUGGGCUUGCUGAUCUUUCUCUCCUUCGCGCCUACUGUCCUCAUCAACAUUUUCUCCUGGCUUUUCAACCUCAAGUCCGAGGUGCGUUCACAGCUGGAGCUGCAGAAUUGGUAUUUCUGGUUCAUGUUAUUUUUCGUCAUCGGCGUCACUGUAGUUGGUCAGGACUUUGUGAAUUUCGUGUCGCAGGUAGCUCAAGAUCCCUUGAAGCUUCCGCUGGUGCUGGCGGAGAAGAUGCCGUCUUCCACCCACUACUACCUCAACUUCCUGGCACUGCAGUGGGUCACGCACGGGAUGAAUCUCACUCGAUACGUUCCCGUGGGCAAGUUCGUUGCGGCUUCGAAGAUUUGGAGCGAAGAG